Messenger RNA from Ahaetulla prasina, 5075 nucleotides. RefSeq names its product spermatogenesis associated 18 (gene SPATA18). Lineage: Eukaryota; Metazoa; Chordata; Lepidosauria; Squamata; Colubridae. Gene Ontology annotation, biological process: mitophagy by internal vacuole formation; mitochondrial protein catabolic process. The record is from RefSeq and is a predicted model, not a curated record. The transcript is spliced from 12 exons. Gene Ontology annotation, cellular component: mitochondrial outer membrane. The coding region runs from base 158 to 1681 and encodes 507 amino acids.
CUCAGUUAAAUACGUCUCCUCGUUGGGUGCCGAGAAAAGCAAAAGCCCCAAAAAGGAAGAAAUUACCCGUCGCUUGGUUGGAAAAGACGCCCUUUCUUUAGAAGCCCCGCUAGCCUUGACUCUCCCUUCGCUCUAUCUGUCGCCAUCUCCGGCAGGCAUGGCUGACACCUUGAGAAGACUGAUCAACAAUGAGACCUGCAGGAUUUUGCAGGAGAAGCUGGAAAGUUGGUAUAAAGACUAUUACAUUAACUCGUGUAAUAAAAAUUUGACUCGGUGCUGUGAAAUCAUGGAGCUGAACUCUAUGAUUCAGGGACAGCUGUUUUCGAUUCUCAAUCAAGCUUGUCAAGAAGGUGGCAAUUAUGAAGGUAUGGAAAUAAUAAAAUCUCGUCUCCUCCCAUGGUUGGGUACUUGCUUUUCUAGCCACUCUUCUGGAAGCACCCUGGACACAUGUUCUUCGGUAUUACAGGAAUCCCUUGAGAAAGACAGACUGCUGAGGGAAUUAAGCAGCGUUCGGAGCUUUGAAGUUGAACAGCUGGAAAAAGAACUGAAUGCCACACGGUUACGGCUGAAUUUGGUGCAACAAGAUCUGGCAGAAGCCAAGUUGUCUCUUGAAGACACAAAGACCAAAUCAGCUACUACUCUUUUGGCAGCAGAAGACGAAAUUGUUCAACUAAAAACAAACCUAAAGGCUUCUCGGGCAAAAACAGAUUGUACUUUGGAGAACCUAGAACAGCUGAAUGAAUAUGAGAAUCAGCUUCAGACGUUGAAGGAUGAAAUUGCUAUCCUUCGGGCUGAGAAAUCUCUUCUUCAAAGCAGACUUGCACGGAAUCGAUCUUCUUCUCCGAGGGUUACCCGAAGCAGAUCGCCUAGUCCACCUCCAGCACGAAAUUUUUCGCCUAGCCGAGGAAGACUUACUCAUGCUUUGCGCCACACUCGCCUUGUGGAACGAUUCAAUGACAUUUACUCUCAGGAACGCCUAAACGCUCAAACUCUCUUGAGGAGCUACACAGAUGAUCUCGAAACGGUGCAGAGAAUCAUCUAUACCGCUGUGGUGGAGUCCUUCUAUGCAGCAAAGAAGGCCUUCAGACAGUUCAAAAUGCGCGUUAGAAAGACACUCUCUCUCAGUUACUCAGGGCCUGAACCACUUGAAGAUAUGGUGAUGGACUAUAUAAUUCGUCAGGAAGAUCUAUAUGAUGUUCAGUCCAGCGUCAGUGAAGUCAUCCGUGCACUGAAUAUCAGUCCCAAGCUUUCUCUUCCAGGAGUUGACUUCAUCAUGAUCAGUAGUUUGAUACGAGAGUUAUGCCGGAUAGCUUUUUCCAUGCAGACUCUGGAUCCUCCCCUGGAUGUUUCUUUUGGUACAGAUGGAGAGCUGUUCAGCGAAUACAAGUACCGUCGCAGCUAUGAUUCUGAUUUCACAGCUCCAUUGGUGGCUUAUCAUGUCUGGCCAGCUCUCCUGGAAGAGGACUCGGUGAUUGUGAAGGGAGAGGCCGUAACUAAAAGAGGUGCUCUGUGGUCCAGAAGCAGGAACAGGAGCCGCAGUCGCAGCCGUAGUGUAAGCCCUCUGCCUUGUAGUACAGGAUACUCUCGGAAUUUGACAAUUCGGAGCCGGAGUCCUUCCCCAUUAAGGAACGGAAGCCCAAGUAAGUGGGCCUUUUCAGAAUGUAGUCAGCCAUGGAUUUAAAUUCAAAUUUAAUUUAAUAUAAAAUGAUAAAUCAAGUAAAGAGACAAUAUAUAAUUUUCCAGGCUGGAUUUUUUUUCUUUAAAGCCAAUGCUCUUUGGUUGCACUGUUUUAACACAAAUAGUUUCCCUUAAUGAUGUUAAGGCUUUUGGUUAGGGUGUAUAGAAUUCCUUACGUCAUUUUAUAUCCAAUCAUUCCCAUAUCUCUUAAUAUUUGCUGCAGUUGUUAGCAUUCAUAGUCCUUUUUUAAGGGUUACAGUAUCUUUAGGGAAAUAAAACCUCAAAUGAGGGAUCUAUUCAGAACUAAGAAAAAUUAUUAAUAAAUGCAGAUAAUUCUAUGCUGCAUAUAGGUACUCACUAUACUAAAAUUACAUCAGCAUGCUGGAGAAAGCCAAUUCCAGGUAAUUAACCUUUGGCUAACUAAUAGAACAACCUGUUUUCCUUGCUCGAAAGUAACAAUCAAUAUAUAGGGGAAAACAAGAUUGUAAAUGUAUACCUUACUAUUUCCUAUUUGAAAUAAUUUACUGCAGAGUUAUUUUGGAUGUGUGUAUGUGUGGAAUUUAUACAUAAUGCUAUAUCCAUAUACAUUUUUUUUCUCCAAUAGGAAAGUAGAUUCUCCAAUAGGAUAUGGGUUUUGUUUUUUUUUGAUUCUGUACAUCUCGAUCAAUCUGCGUCUACGGUGCCUUCUCCUGUUCCAGCAAUACCUCAAACUACACUUAAAAUAAUGUGAACAACUGUUUUGAAUGCCUCUGACAACCCUUAGUAUGUUUUUAUAACUUUGCAUUUUUUUAAAAAACCAAAUGAAUGCACCCAUGAUUUUAAAAUUUCAGAUGCAUUUUAAGGUUUCUUGAUCUUUAAAGAUUGUUUACAUAGCUUGUGACAUCACUUCCUUUGCGGGAAUUCGGAGGGAGUAGUGGGCUAGGAGGCCGACAUUCAAUAUAUUGCGAUUGGACUUUUAGGAUUUAUUUUGAGAACCGCAAUAUGUUGAGGCUGCAUUCAUGUAUGUAUUUGUUUGCAACCAAGUUUUGAUUAAACUCUGUGGGACUUAAUACAGAGUAGAUGUGUUUAAGAUUGCAGGUGUGGGUGUCUUUUGAAGUAUAAUCACAAGAUGGUGCUUAUUUAGGGCAUUUGAAGUCCAACUGUAAUAAAUGGAAUGAAAGAUGCCAAUUGUUGUUAAGAUCAAACCCAGUAAAAGUAUAUAGCUAUAUUUUCAUGGAAAUAUGUUCGUAACAUUGUGGUUUUUACAUAAUUAUAUAACUGUUGAUAUAAGAAUUAGAACUUUUAUUUCAGCAGUAGACACGGUAGACAGUGGCUAAUCUUUUCCAUUGUUCAUGACCGUCUAAAUAAAACACCAUCUUUCAUUUUUAAAUGUAUAAGAAAUAUACACCACUUAGACUUUUGAAACACAUUUGCAUUAAGAGAAUGUUUCACAGGGUUACCUACUGGAACAUGCAUUUUCUUCUCUUUAAGGAAUUGAGACUCUGACUUCAUUUAAUGCCAGAACUAAUGUGCCCUUAAAUCUGUAUAAUCAGAAGGAACUGGGGAUGGGAUUCGACCAGUUUGGGCAAACCGGUAACUCCGACAAUCAGCUUGGAGCAAACUGGUUCACUCCAAUGAUCAGCUGGGCCCACCCGCCUGCCCCUGCGCUUUACUUACCUUUAUUUUUGCAGCAGAGCGGAUUGCCGUGCCUCAGCUGUUUUAAUUCCCUAGCACUAACGUGGAAGGUGAUUUUUUGUUGAACUGUGUGGGCGGUCUGGCGUGGGUGCGCGCAAAGCGUGCGAUCACCAAACCGGUUGUUAAACCGGAAGGAUCCCACCACUGGAAGGAACUCAAAUGUUCACACACCGUUUCAUUUUUUUUUUGUAGAAAAACAAAGGUUCCUGCAGUACCUACAUUCUAACGUAUACAAUUCAUGAAUUCGCUUGGUAUUUUACAGCCCCAUUCACCAUAUACAUGGCAUAUACAGUAUUAUUUAUACCUGUAUAUAUAUGUGUGCCUUCAAGUCAAUGUUAACUUAUCUGGACAAGACCCUGCAGUUUUCUUGGCGAUAGUUUCGGAAGUAAUUGGUGAUGGCAUUUUCCCUCAGACUGAGGGAAAUUUUUACCACUACUUCAAGAUCUAUCUACCUACCCUUUCUCUGCCCAUAGAAAGAAAAAGAUUGAAUAUUAGAACAAGGUUAGCAAGUCUGCAAAUAAUCUGAGUGAUCAGAUGGGAGUUAGAAAAAGAAAAGAAAAAGGAAUGAACAAAGGAAUGAACAAAGGAUUGACGAGAAACAAAAUUACCUUAAGUAGCAGAGAUAAACAAAAUGUGAAUCUGAGAUCUGAGCUUGCACUGAAUUGCUGGUUAAGGGAUUUGGUGCAGUGAUCUUUAUCAAGCAAACAUUUUAGCUAAAAGCAGUGAUAGCUGAUAUUUUUACUUCUAAUAUUUGGAUCUUUUUUUUAUAUAAAUACUUUUUUUUGUAUGGCUAUGUGCGUGCAUGCUACUGGUUGCUUUUUUUAAAAAAAAUCAAAUAUAUAGUCUCACUAUUGCUUUGGACCAAAGAUAAUUGAUUUAUAGGGUGUGCAUUAAAUUUUUAGAAAAAUAUGAUUACAACUUAUUUUUUUUUUAAUUAAAACUGAGUCUUUAAGCUUAAAAGCAAAACAUAUGAAUCGAACAGUCUGUAUCAGAACUGCAAAAUCCUGGAUAGCCAAGACUGUAGAUGGCAGUAAAGACUUAAUUUUUGUGUGUGUCAUUGCUGCCAUCUGGUGGUGGUAUGGAUCUUUGUAUGCCCAAGAUGGUAGCCUCAAUGAAAGGGCAAUGCUAGGCAUACACAUUCAAGAGAAGAAGUCAAUUUAGUGUCCCUGGUCUUCAUUAUGCCUCCUUCUACUACUUGGAAAGGGACAUGGUAGUGGAAAAAUAUGAUGGUGACCUAAUUUCAGGUCUAUUGUGAAGUCUUUUACAUACUCAAGUAAGUGAAUCUAUCAAGAAUCUUCCUAGAGAUCAUGUUUGCAUUUUUGCCUCUUUUUUUCAUAGAAGCUGUGAUCCUUGGACUGGGUAGACUUGAGGUUUAAUCUUUUCUCUCCCCCCCCCCCCAAUAAUUGGGGAAUUUCUCCAGUUCUGAAACUGGCCUACCUCAAAAGGCUGGCUUCUCAUUUAGAAAGAUUGAUCUUUCUAAAAUAACAUUACCAUGACAUCCCAUAAGAGGGGAAUAAUUGCAGUAAUGGUUGCAAGAUAACUUGGUGAGGAAUCUAAAGGUAUAAACAGGGUAUCUUGUUAUUAAAGUUCCUUCAAAAAUAUGGUAUUCCAACACAUAUGUCAGCCACAUUUUAAAUACUUUAAAAAAAUUGUAUUGCUCUGAACAUGUAAUCAGUAACUCAUGUAUAUUAAACCACCAAUUCUUUAAAAUAUAUUAUUCUGGA